Messenger RNA from Amyelois transitella, 1919 nucleotides. Its product is annotated as serine hydrolase-like protein 2. The transcript is spliced from 8 exons. NCBI's taxonomy places the organism in Eukaryota, Metazoa, Arthropoda, Insecta, Lepidoptera, Pyralidae. Bases 339 to 1238 code for a protein of 299 amino acids. The record is from RefSeq and is a predicted model, not a curated record.
GUGAGCCUAGCCUAGACACUUUAUACGACAGUUGCGUAUUUAGAGCGAAACAAUAGUAUCAAAAUCUUUAGUAUAUUUUCCUUUUCACAAGUGAUAAAUAACGGCCAAACGUGAAAUAGAUGCUGUUUAAUGUUGAACCAAAGUCCAAUAGCUAUGAAGAUACAGGCCCGGUUAAGAACAAAGUACAUUUAAAUGAUUAUUUACCUACUUAUCUACAAUUAGCCAGAUUUUGAAUUGCAAAGAUAUCAAAUAAUUGCUAAUGUUACAUCAGUUUUCAUUAAUUAAUAAACAUAAUUAAAUAUUACUUAAACUUUGUUGACACUAUAAAAAAAAUUAUAAUGAAGUUGACCAAAGAAUGGUUUGUGCCAGCUCCGUGGGGCAAUAUUGCUGUGAUAUCCUGGGGCUCCGCGGACGGCAGGCCGGCGCUGCUGGUGCACGGGCGGCAGGACAGCGCCGCCACGUUCCAGCCGCUGGCGGAGCGCCUCCCGCACUCGUACUACUUCGUGGCCGUGGACCUGCCUGGCAACGGGAAGUCGGAUCCGUUCCCGGCUGGUCUCCCAGUGUGGCGGUAUUACUACCUAGGCGCCAUAGACGUAGUGGUUAAACAUCUGCGAUGGCUCAAGUUCAUAUACGUGGGCCACUCUAUGGGAUGCGAGCUAGGUCUAUUCUUCAACGCGGUGAGACCUGGAAUGAUAACGAGGAUGGUCCACCUGGACCCGCUGCUGACCUUCCAGCGGCUGCAGAACAGCGAGCGCCCCGACCGCUACUUCAGCACCUACUUUCAGAGCUUCUACGACAAUUACGACAAUUAUAAUUAUUAUUUCAAGGUGUACACGAAACGUAAAGCGCUGGAGGCGGUGGUGCGCGCGCGCCGCGUGGGCGCCGAGCUCGCCGAGCUGCUGCUGCGGCGGAACCUCAUCGCGCUGGGGGACGACCACUACAGGCUGUCGUGGGACCGGCGCACGGCCGACUGCGUCCCGCAGAACUUCCCCAACGAGUAUUACGCGGAGCUGUUCAGCACCGCGCCGCCUUCCGUCCUCAUCAACAUGUCUAACGGCCACAAGGGCAUAACGAGCGGGCGAGAAGACGCGUUGAAACUGAUGGAAGCAUUGAAAGCCCGGACCAACAUGACCUUAGUCGACUUGCACGGCGAGCACGACGCCCACCUCACGCCCGACGGCAUGGCGGAGACGAUAGCGCAGUUCCUGGAGAAGGAUCUCAGGAGGUCCAAGUUGUAGUGUGUAUGUUUGUGUGUUUCUGUGCCGUGUGAUAUCCGGAAUUGAGCAAAUUUUGCUUUGUUUUUUUUUCCUUUUCUUAUUUUAUUUGUUUUGCAAUGGAUUUUGUGCGCAAUGUCAGUGAGUUUUCCUCAAGCCACUCUAUCAGUCUUUUCAAGACUGUUGGCUCUAUCUACCCCGCAAGGGAUAUAGACGUGAUUAUAUGUAUGUACUUAUGUAUGUAGACCAGGAAUCUGGCAUUUUAGAAUAGGACCACUCCAUCGCUUUCCCAUGGAUGUCGUAAAAGACGACUAAGGGAUAGGCUAAUAAACUUGGGAUUCCCUCUUUUAGGGCUAGCAACCUGUCACUGUCACUAUUUGAAUCUCAAUUCUAUCAUUAAGCCUAACAAAAGAAUACCAAGUUUAAAAGCCUAUCCCUUAGUCGCCGUUUACGACAUCCGCGGGAAAGAGAGAUGGAGUGGUCCUAUUCUUUUUUGUACUAGUGCCGGGAACCACACGGCACAUAUUUUUUAUAACACGAGUAUUUUUUAAUAGUGAGUAUUCAAAGAUGUACUAGGUACUUAUAUGAAUAAAGAUUUUGAAUCUGAUUGAAUUAAGGCUUGGUGUUGGUCUGGGGGUAGGAUCUGAGUUUAGGUAGCGGCCGUGUGACGCACAGACAUUAUAUCUUCGACGAUAAAUAAUAUAU